AUCUUUGGAUUCGUUCAUACUGGAAGAGACACGGUAUCAAGUCUCCCCCAUCAAUUCCAAUCUUUGGUAAUACGCUUCAAUGGCUAAAGGGAAUCCAACAUGCCUUUCUCGAGUACAACCAGAAACUAGGGAACAUCUAUGGCCUGUGCGAUUUUCAUCGACCUGGCCUCGCUAUUAGUGAUGUCGACAUGCUGAAGGAAAUCAUGGUGAAAAGUUUCAGUAGCUUCACAAAUCGUUGGGUUGUUCCAUUGUUCAGUAAUGACUUGAAUGACGCCCUAUUCGUGACCAAAGAUGAUCACUGGAAGGGAAUCAGAAACGUUGUUACACCUACCUUCAGCGCAGCAAAGAUGAAACAAAUGUCACCGCUGGUAAAUGACUGUGCUAGUACGCUAAUGAAGCACUUAAAGAAACGACAGGAACUUCAUGGAUUCAUUGAAUUUAAAGAAUUAAUCGGAGCAUACGCAAUGGACAGUAUCGCAAGCUGUGCAUUUGGACUCAAGAUUGACUCACAAGAAAACCGUAAUGAUCCUUUCGUAACCCAUGCAAAGACGGCGUUUGAAUCCAAUGCAUUCGCCAGUCCUUUAGUACUGUUUUCAAAUCUCUUCCCUUGGACUGUUCCUCUCCUGGAAUAUUUCGGAUUUAAUAUCAUCAAUAAGAAAUCAACACAAUUCUUUUCUGAAAUCGUCAAACGGACGAUUGUAACACGCCAAGAGUCGACGAGUGCAAGAAAGAAAAUCGAUUAUCUUCAGCUUCUCAUAAAUUCAUAUGAGGGAAGGGCAUCCAGCAACACGAAUGACACAACGGAAGAUGAUGUUGACGGUGACCCCAAUGACGAGGCCUUUGCACAGGGAGGAGUAGUAAAAAAAAGUUCCAAGAAAAGCACCUUAAAUGAAAGAGAAGUAAUAAGCCAGGCUCUCAUCUUUUUCUUGGCUGGUUACGAGACAACAAGCACUGCUGCCGGAUUCAUGUUAUACCUUCUUGCUACACAUCCCGAUGUACAAGACAGACUUGUUGAAGAAAUCGACAACGUAGCUCCUUCCGUGGAGGAUGUUGGCUAUCAAUCAAUCUCGAAGAUGUCUUACCUUGAUCAAGUCUUCAGUGAGACACUUCGCAUCUACCCAUCAGCCCCUAUUAUUGAUCGUGUUGCUAACGAGCCAUUUGUUGUCAACGGAUUUACCGUUCCAAAGGGUAUGCGAAUCUUUAUUCCUGUGUUUAGCAUCCAUCGUGACCCAAUCUUGUGGCCUGACCCGGAAGUAUUUGAUCCAGACAGAUUCAGCAAAGAAAAUCGUGAAAAGCACCACCCAUGCGCUUGGAUGCCGUUUGGAUUAGGACCUAGGAACUGCGUCGGGAUGAGGUUUGCUAUGAUGGAAAUUAAAAUUGUCGUCAUUAGAAUUCUGCAGAAAUACCGGAUCGAGACCUGCCCUCAAACCCAGAUACCGCCAAAAUUGGGAACCGGGGCAACUAUUGCUCCCCCUAGCGGCUUCUCUCUUCGUAUAGUCGAGCGAAACUAAUUGGUCUUCAACUUUUCAUCAAAUAUAUUUCUUCGUUCAUUUAUGUAUAAAGUUAUUAUCAUGACUAACAUAAUCAACAGUGGCGUACCGUGGGUCACGGCAUUGGGGGGCACCAGCAAAAAUUUUGAGUAACUUAGUGAGCGCGCGAAGCGCGCUCAGUAGCAAGGUAUACUGACCUACUAUAGACAUUUUAAAGACAGUGUCACUAAACGGAUAUGUAUCUCACUUAUCACAUAGUGCGAGAUGAAGUUUUAUAAUAUUCAGACCUAAAAAGGGACAUGAUAAGCAAAUUUUUGUAAUCAUAAUAUAUGCAUCUGUCUCGCUAAACAAACAAUGCGAGCGCGAAGCGCGAGCUGAAAUUUUUGUAUAUAUUGACCACAAACGGACAUUUUAAGAACUCUAGGAAUCCAUUAGGAGUAUACAUAUCUCACCAUAGUCAUCUAAUGCGAGUGCCAAGCGUUUGUUGAUUUUGUUAGAAUUACUUCUAAAUACAUGAAGCACUAGUAGUCAUUGGAAUCAUGAUUAACAUACACAUCUCACUAAUCAUAUAUUGCGAGCGCAAAGCGCGAGCUGAAAAUUUAGGAAAAAUCAGACAUGAAGAAGGAAAUUCUAAGGCUUGUUUGUAGGAAUUCAUGAAGACCAUACGUAUAUCACUAACCAAAACCUGCGAGCGCGAAGCGCGAGCUGAAAUUUUUGUAUAUAUUGACCCCAAACAGGAAUAUUUUAAGGACUAUUUUUCGAGGAAUCAAUUUAAAGUACACAACAUAUAUUUUGCCAUAGUCAUCUAAUGAGAGUGCCAAGCGCAUCCUGAUUUUGUUAUAAUUACAUCUAAACACAUGAAUAACUUUUUGUAGUCAUUGUAAUCAUGAUUAUCAUACGCAUCUCACUCAUCAGAUAUUUCGAGCGCGAAGUGCGAGCUGAAAAUUUAGGAAAUUCAGACCUGAAGAGGGGCAUUUUAAGGGUUGUUUGUAGGAAUUCACGAAGACAAUACGUAUUUCUUUAACCAAAUGAUGCGAGUGCGAAGCGCAAGCGGAAAUUUUUUUAUAUUCAUAUCACAAAAAGGAACAUUUUAAGGACUGAUUUUAGGAUUUCAUGAAGAGCAGACAUAUCUCACCAAUCCACAAAUGCGAACGUAAGCACGGACAGGAAAUGUUUUAUAUUAGUACCUUAAAAUGGGGCAAUCACUUUAAGUAGUCAUAAAAAAGAAGCAUGUCACUUCAUAAAACAAUAUUAAUUCGAAGUGCGAGGAAAUAUGCUUGGUGUAUAUAGACUUGAAAACGGGAGGUUUUAGUAUAACAGGAUUGUAUAUCUCGUUAAACAGACAAUGCGAGCACCAGGAACAAUAAAGACAUAGGCCCUGAGCAAAUUGUGUUUCAUAAAGUUAUGAAAGAAAAAUGCGUUUUAUGUAAGAUAAGCUAAUUAUAACAUAACAUUAUAAUGAACAAUAAUUUCUUCUUUCCAAAUACGCUUCUCUUUCUCCCUCUUUUUCUCCUUUUCCCCCCUUUUUUUUUUUUUUUUUGCCAGCCGAUUGGGGGGGGGCACGUGCCCCCCAUGCCCCCCGUAGUUUACGCCACUGAACGCGGUUGUUAGCUUUCACUGCUUGAGUAAUUGGCAAGGAAAUUGAGGUCAAAGCUACCAUGAUCGGCAUAAGUCUAUACCUCGAUCGCCAACACACUGGUUACCUAGUUACUUAAAUAUUUUGAAAAUGUCAAAUUAACGGGAACUGGACUAUAAUUGACACCACACCGACCAAGGUAGAUUUACCCCGAUCGUAUUGCCAAUCUGUGAAGAUCUGGGGGAGAAUAUCUUGAUGGGUUUUCGAUCGAAUAAGGGGCUGCUAAACCGGUCGAGAGGGAUUCAAUUUUCCCCAAACCGUAUACAAAAACCUAAAUUUGCCGCCUGAUGGUCAACCGUUCGGCGGCCCAUGCGAUUAGGGGUCUUUGCAUAAAUUAUGCUCACUGAGCGUGGAGAUAUGGUAUUAUAUAAAAACAAAAAUCUGUAUAGACCAAACAAUGCACGAAUUCACAUAAUUACCAGAGAUUAGCGACUGAAAAGUGAUCGACGAACAUAAUACGAGUAUGUCUCGUCAGCAACAACGUCUGGUAGCUCAAGAGAACGCCGCAUAACUGGUUUGUUGGCUCAGUUGGUAGAGCGUUCGCCUCACAACCGGGAGGUCGGGGGUUCAAACCCCGGCCGCGUCAGACCAAAAGACGUUAAAAGAUGGGAGUUGCUGCUACCCUGUUUGGCGUUCAACUACAUGUAUUAAUAUAAAAUGAUAGAGCCUCGUCGAUCUGGCGCUGCACAGUGGCUGCCGGGCCCACGAUCAAUUGGGCAAAGCAAAUUUUCGGAGUAUUUCAGUUCAUGUCUAUUUCGAACAAUAGAAUAUGGAUUUUCAUUUUUUUUUUCAUUUUCAUAAUGUUGCAACGGUGUCUAUAGCAGUUCACUUAAAGGAUGCUCUGGGCUGAAAAUAUUUAUAUUCAAACAAAAUAGUAAAAUUCACUGAGCAAAAUGCUGAAAAUUUCAUCAAAAUUGGAUAACAAAUAACGAAGUUAUUGAAUUUUAAAUGUUUAGCAAUAUUUUGUAAAAAUAGUUAUAUGCAUGUCAUCAUGAAUAGGUGGGCUGAUGAUGUCACAUCCCCACUUUCCUUUUUCUUGUGUUAUUACAUGAAAUCAUAUUAAAUUGUGUCAUUUCUUCUUACAUGUGUGAACAAUGUGUCUCCUUUAUAAUUAAAUAAUUUUGCACUGAGCAUUGAAUAUCUAAAGCAUUACGUCAGCUGUCAAUCCAUUGUUUUCAGUUCUUGGUAGAAAAAAAUUGAAUAAACAUAAUUUCAUAUAAUAAAUACAAAAUAACAAGUGGGGAACUGACAUCAUCAAAUUGCUCAUUGAAUAUUCAUGAAGACAUGCAUAUAACUGUUUUACCGGAAUAAUUUAAAUCAUCAAAAUGCCAUAACUUUGUUAUUCCCUGUCCGAUUUUGAUCAAAUUUUUAGAGUUUUGUUUGUCUGAUUUUUCUUUAUCUGUUUAUAUCAUAUUAUUUUCAGCCCGGAACAUCCCUUUAAUGACUUAUUACAUGGACAAAUUAAAAGUACACGUGUAACUGAUACUUUUCCAGCUAUAUGUCACUCCUAGAUUUCACUUCAUUUGGAUAAGUUUUGACAUAGAUGCCUAAAAUAUGUAAAAAUUACUUUGAAAGCACAUCAGUCUUGUAUAUAUGACUAAUACCGUGAUGGACACUUAAAUAGGCUCCUGCGACGGAAAAGAAAUUGAAUUUUUAUCGCUUUUAACUCAUCCUUGAAAUAAGUUCAAUAGGCAUAUUAUGCAGUAGAUAUGUACAGGGCCUACGAUUAAAUAAUAAUUCUGCAAAAAAAUCAAACACACAUAUUGAACGAUACUAUACAGUUGCAUAGUAUUUAUCUUAUAUUUACGAAAUUGUACGAUUGAAGUAUGUUAAGUAUAAUGUUUUGUCUCAACGAUAGGCAUGUAGACAUGUAGAGAAAGUAAUAGAGUAUCGUGCAAAUAACUAUUUCAUAUAGAAAGCUAUGAGUAAAGAAUAAAUACCGUUUUUGUUAUAUACUUUUCAAGCGUAAUUUACAUGUAUAUGUAAAAAAAAAACAUAUCAAAACAUUUUGAUAAAUGUAAUCUUUACUGUGUAUUAGACAUUAAUGUAAUAAGUCCCAGAUUCACUUAUAUCAUUUAGUUGCAUAAUUCAUACUAUAAAUUUAACUUUUCGCUUAAAUUGAUGCUCAAUGUAAUGUGUUUUCUUAUUUCUCACAUUUCCAUGUAAAGUUGUUAGUUAUGCAGCAUUUAAUGAAAAUAAAAAAUUCAAAUUG
This is a messenger RNA of Lytechinus pictus (painted urchin), 5338 nucleotides long. Its product is annotated as cytochrome P450 3A24-like. The record is from RefSeq and is a predicted model, not a curated record. Bases 189 to 1511 code for a protein of 440 amino acids. The transcript is spliced from 12 exons. Gene Ontology annotation, molecular function: steroid hydroxylase activity; oxidoreductase activity, acting on paired donors, with incorporation or reduction of molecular oxygen; heme binding. Lineage: Eukaryota; Metazoa; Echinodermata; Echinoidea; Temnopleuroida; Toxopneustidae.